GCCACCCGCAACGAGCGUGCCCGAACGCCGCGACUGGCGCCGCCUCAUCGCCUCCCGCCACCACUGACCAACCGUUUGACCCGCAGCCAUGGUUGAAGCGGAUCGCCCAGGAAAGCUGUUUAUUGGGGGCCUCAACCUCGAAACCGACGAGAAAGCCCUCGAGGCUGAGUUUGGCAAGUAUGGCCGCAUCGUCGAGGUGCUCCUGAUGAAAGACCGAGAAACCAACAAGUCGAGGGGCUUCGCGUUCGUCACCUUCGAAAGCCCCGCAGAUGCCAAGGCCGCCGCCAGAGACAUGAACGGCAAGUCCCUGGAUGGUAAGGCCAUCAAGGUGGCCCAGGCCACCAAGCCGGCAUUCGAGAGCAGCCGGCGGGGCCCGCCGCCCCCUCGCAGCCGCGGUCGGCCGAGGUUCCUGCGCGGGACCCAUGGGGGUGGCGGCGGCCCGCGGGGACCCCCCUCCCGGGGCGGGCCCGAUGACGACGGCGACUACCCGGGGGAUUUCGACCUGCGGCCCUCCAGGGCCCCGAUGCCCAUGAAGCGCGGGCCACCGCCGCCGCCGCGCAGGGCCGGCCCACCGCCCAAGAGGGCCGCGCCUUCGAGCCUGGCUCGCAGCGGCGGCGGUGGAAUGCGCGGGAGAGCCCCGGCCGCGCGGGGGCGAGAUGGCUACUCAGGCCCGCCGCGCCGGGAACCGCCGCCCCCGCGCCGCGCCCCAUACCUGGGCCCGCGGGAGGAGGGCUACUCGUCCAGAGACGGCUACUCGAGCCGAGACUACCGCGACCCCCGGGGUUUUGCCCCCUCGCCCCGAGAGUACAGUCACCGCAAUUACGGCCACUCCAGUGUGCGGGACGACUGUCCCUUGAGAGGCUACGGAGACCGAGACGGCUACGGGGGUCGCGAGCGUGACUACGGGGAUCAUCUGAGCGGAGGCUCCUACCGAGAGCCCUUCGAGAGCUACGGAGACCUGCGCGGUGCCGCCCCGGGGCGGGGAACCCCGCCAUCUUACGGAGGAGGAGGCCGCUACGAGGAGUACCGGGGCUGCUCGCCCGACGCCUACAGCGGCGGCCGCGACAGUUACAGCAGCAGUUACAGCCGGAGCGACCGCUACUCGCGGGGCCGAGACCGGGUGGGCAGACCGGAUCGUGGGCUCCCUCUGUCCAUGGAAAGGGGCUGCCCUCCCCAGCGUGAUUCUUACAGCCGGUCGGGCCGCAGGGUGCCCAGGGGCGGAGGCCGUCUAGGAGGCCGCUUGGAGAGAGGGGCAGGCCGGAGCAGAUACUAAGCAGGAACAGACUUGGAACCAAAAGUCCGUUUUCAAAGAAACUAACAAAAAGAAGAACCUGUUACGAUAACUACCCAAGGACUAGUAACUACCCAAGGAAGAGUUGUUUUUACGUUUUAAAAAUUUCCUGUUAAAAUCUUCUCCAUUUUUAUGCUUUUCGGAGAAAAAUCUUAAAAUUCAUAUAGUUUUGGAGUUGUUAACGUUUCUUUCAACAAGCUCAUGUUAAAAGUCUA
Messenger RNA from Cebus imitator (Panamanian white-faced capuchin), 1506 nucleotides. It is a transcript of the gene RBMXL2, whose product is annotated as RBMX like 2. Gene Ontology annotation, biological process: positive regulation of mRNA splicing, via spliceosome. Gene Ontology annotation, cellular component: spliceosomal complex. The transcript has a single exon. Gene Ontology annotation, molecular function: RNA binding. The coding region runs from base 89 to 1273 and encodes 394 amino acids. The record is from RefSeq and is a predicted model, not a curated record. Lineage: Eukaryota; Metazoa; Chordata; Mammalia; Primates; Cebidae.